GGUGCUCCCAUGUGAACAGUUUUAAGGCGGACAAUUGGAAGCAGAGCCUGCGAGUGAUUUACCAGUGCUUUGUGUGGAGUGGGACUGCGGAGAGCAGGAAAAGGAAGAUCACUUUUUUUAAGGUGCGGGGAGAGAAACACUGGUUGUUGCUGGAGUCUUGAAAGAGAAGCAUCAUAUCAUUUGAACUAAAUUGUGGCUGUUGCAGUACCUGCAUUCAGCUGGCAGUCACUGCUCUGACCAAGAUUUCAAGUUCAAACCCUGGCUUUGGGGAAACAUGGAAACCUUUUUUAGGCAAAAUCCUGCAUUUGCCACAUGUGUGGUGCUCACCUCAACCGGCUCCAUUCCUGCCUGUAUUGUGUGUUCUUUGGCUGUUUCACCAAGAAACACAUACACGAGCACGCAAAGUCCAAGCGCCACAACUUGGCCAUAGACCUCUUGUAUGGAGGUAUAUAUUGUUUUAUGUGUCAAGAUUAUAUAUAUGACAAAGACAUGGAACAAAUUGCCAAAGAAGAACAAAGAAAAGCAUGGAAGUUACAAGGGGUUGGCGAAAAGUAUUCAACAUGGGAACCAACAAAAAGAGAAUUGGAAUUACUACGGCACAAUCCCAAACGUAGGAAAAUAACUACAAAUUGUACCAUCGGUCUCCGAGGCCUAAUUAAUCUAGGGAACACCUGCUUUAUGAACUGCAUUGUCCAGGCACUUACCCACACUCCACUACUCCGGGAUUUUUUCCUUUCUGAUCGACACAAAUGUGAAAUGCAAAGUCCCAAUUGCUGUCUAGUCUGUGAAAUGUCUAGACUAUUUCAGGAGUUUUAUUCGGGGUACCGAUCUCCACAUAUUCCAUAUAGGCUAUUGCAUCUGGUUUGGACGCAUGCACGGCAUUUAGCAGGGUACGAGCAGCAGGAUGCACAUGAGUUUCUGAUCGCUGCACUAGAUGUUCUACAUAGGCACUGCAAAGGUGAUGAUAAUGGGAAGAAAGCCAGUAAUCCAAACCACUGUAACUGCAUUAUUGACCAAAUCUUCACUGGGGGACUGCAGUCUGAUGUCACUUGCCAAGUCUGCCAUGGUGUCUCCACUACGAUAGAUCCUUUCUGGGACAUCAGCCUGGACUUACCUGGGUCUUCCACGCCAUUCUGGCCCUUAAGUCCAGGUUCAGAUGGGAAUGUUGUGAAUGGAGAAAGCCAUAUGUCCUCUGGAACCACCACACUUACAGACUGUCUACGAAGGUUUACAAGACCUGAGCAUCUCGGAAGCAGUGCCAAAAUAAAAUGUAGUGGUUGCCAUAGUUAUCAAGAAUCGACAAAACAGCUUACAAUGAAGAAACUUCCCAUAGUGGCCUGUUUUCAUCUCAAACGCUUUGAACACUCGGCCAAGUUACGGCGAAAGAUCACUACGUAUGUCUCUUUUCCACUGGAGCUGGACAUGACGCCAUUCAUGGCUUCCAGUAAAGAGAGCAGAAUGAAUGGACAGUACCAGCAGCCUGUGGACAGUCUAAACAAUGACAAUAAAGUCCUAUGUGAACAGCACAGGCUGAGAGAGAUGCAUCUUGUGUGUAUGUGUGGGCAUGACAUCAUAACUGGCAAGCAACCCAAUCACAAGUAUUCGCUGUUUGCAGUCGUCAAUCAUCAGGGAACACUGGAGAGUGGGCACUAUACCAGCUUCAUUCGACAACACAAGGACCAGUGGUUUAAGUGUGAUGAUGCAAUUAUCACCAAGGCUAGCAUAAAAGAUGUGCUAGACAGUGAAGGGUAUCUCUUGUUUUAUCACAAACAGUUCCUUGAAUACGAGUAGCCUUAUCAGACUGGGGAAAGCCUUCAGAACGAUACACAACCUACCUGAAACUCUAAGUACUGUCAGCACUGAGUGAACCUACUUGACACUGAUUUUGGUCUGAAGCAGUGAGACUGAACACCUGAUGGAAUGAGAUGGGAGGAGGCAUGGGUCGUCCUCGCAGCCGCAGCCCGCAUGUCCGCAGGGAGGGGGGGGGAGGGUGCACAUCUCAGCUUCUGUUUCCAUGGUGCUUGAGCUCCAGCCGACCAAGUGUAUAACAACAAUAACAAACCAACCCAUUACUAUGCGAUGGGUCUGAAAGCAAAUGGAUGGUAUUAUUGACUUGCAGAUACAUUUCUGUGGAUUUAGAUAUUGAGUACUGUAUGAAACUAGUGGGCAUCUAUUUUCAGAAAAUGGCCAUUAAAACUGAAUGCAGUACUGAGACAGGUUUUCAGUAUGUACGCAUUGCCGGAGGACUGCAGAUUGAUGCAACCCAACAGAUCUCUAUAUCGGGCCCAGGUUUGUUUGCGUUCUAGCUGUGUUCUAAUUUUUUUCCCGGUCAGAGCAAGAUUCAGAGCAGCUGUGCCGUAAUGAAAUUGUACUGAACUUGGUAUUUGUUUAUUGUACAAACUCUCGUGUUUCGAGAUGGCCUUACAUCACUGAGCAGUGGGAAGUCUGUGUUCAUGUCUUAAAAAACACACACACGUGCACGCACACGAGCACACAUUUGCAGUUUGAAUAGCGGCCACAGUGACUGCUCUUGAUUCUUCCCCUUGGUUUAUUUUUAAAUUAUGCAGUCUGGGGUAUAUCAGUAGAUCAAUGUUUGGGAGCUUUUGCUGUUUUGUCAGAAAGCAGGAUCCAUGUGGAAGUCCUAGUGGCCUUCAUUGAAUGAAACAAUGUGAUCAGACCACAGGGGCCUGAAAUGAGGGAAUGCCAAUGAAACACAGCCUGUUCUGUUCGCUUCUGCAAUUUUCUAUUCCAUAUCCAGUUGUUUUUGGAUUUAUGAUUCGCAAGUAAUUGAAUAUUCUGUGCGUUUUUCUUGAGCAAGACAGAAUGUUUGAGAGCAGCUCCUGUUGGAUAACUUGUUCCAUGGUUAGCUGAUACUGCUCAUUUCAGAAUAUCACGCAAUCUCAGUUGAAGACAAAAAUUAGUAAAUGUUGUAAGGGUUUAUUAAAAAAAAAAAAUUAUUAAACAAGCAGAGUUGUAAUUAACAGUUCAGUAUGAUCAAUCUUCCGGGAUGCCAUAUUAAUUUCAAUGAACCUUAGUGUUAUCAAUUUUCUUGUACCAAAUGUCUAAAUAUCCUGCUGAGUUAGAAACAUAAGGUUGAUCCAUCAGAGAUACUUUGAUCCACUGUCUAUAUGAGUUGAUGCUGCCUUCCCCUAUUCUGAGCAAGAAAGCGGUUUGUUGUUGGUUGAAUGUCGCAGUGUUUUGGAUCUACAAACUUCAUAAAACACCAUAAUUGGAAGAAUGACCAGUUACCCAAACCUUCAGGGGACAAAUGGUAUCCAUAUUGUAGCAGUGGUAGCUCUGCAUUGUGAUGGGGUUCUCUAUAACUGUUAGCAAUCAGAAAAUUGUGGUGUAGAGAAAUGCAAGGCUCUCUGGAACUCUAAUUCCAAUAUCUAGCUGUUCUAUCUAGUCAUGUUAGACAAGGACAACUGUUUCUAUAUGAGUAGGAAGCUACUGUUUUUAAGCAUCAGUAGCUGGAAUGGUGUCCACUGGGAACUUCCACCAAAUAGAAAAGCAGCAUUCAAACAAUACAAGAGCAACUUGAGAGGAAGAUAAAGCCCAGACUGCUGCACCACCUCUACCUUUUUCUUAAUUAUUUUGCUUUUCUUGAUGGGAGGAGGAGAGGCAACAACUGUAAUUUCUCAUCAGCUUUUCUCAUUUAUGAUGAUAUGUAGCUGUGAUAUCUUUUUAAGAUUAGCAUAUUGGAUUUUAAAAUUUUGCACUGAUUUAAUUUGGUUCUUGCAUACGUGUUUCCAGUUUUGUCAAACCCACUGUCCAUAUUGAAAUGCUGAGUUUUCUCCUUCAUUUGUUGCAUUUCAUUUUAAUAUUCCUGAAUCUGAAUGUUUGUCAAAGGGAUGUUCUAGGUAAUCUUUGCACAAGUUGUUGGUAUUUUCUUUUCAGUAUCCAGUGUACUUAAACUGAAUUUAGCUUAGACUGCACUGCACAAUCUUCUAUUCAGUUUGAUCCCUUUGGUACUUAUAUUCAUGCAGUCUCCCCUUAAGGUGCUGGUAGAAAAUUUUAAAUGAUCUGGAAAUUAGGCCCAUCCUUUCAGGUUUUGAAGGCUGUUCACAAGCCAGAGAUAUGGCAGUAGGUAUUUGGAUCUCCAAUGCCUAACAAGUAAACUUGUGCACCAGGUAAUCCGUUAUCCCCAAAUGAAGCUGCAUUCAGACUAUGGAAACGUUUUUUUAAUUAUCCUGAUUUUAAUGAGGUCAUACUCCUUGUCCCUCCAGUGGUAUCAUUGCUGCAGUUGGGCAGCAUCUGUUUUUUUUUGUGCUGUUAGCAAACAAAGAUUUCACAGUGCCUUGCAUUACUCUGAAGAAACAGAACUUGAAGCUCUGAAUGUCAUUGGACAAAAAAAGCCUUUGAAAGCUGUGUUUCAUUUGUGUUCCUUCUGGAAUGGGCCUUUUACUAAGUAUUGGGUUUUCUUGUAACUGCAGUGAAGUGUAGAACUUGUGCUGUUUACAUGUAGGUGAAUGCGGUGUAAGUACCAUGUGGGCAUUUCUUAUGUCAUCCCCUGUGUAUAGUGCAGUGUGGCAGAAACUUAAGUAUUUGGGUAUGGCAUGUGGAAUGUCCACACGGCAGUGUAAGCUACAUUUUGAGAAUUGUUUUCUCUGUGCAUUUAAGGUCAAGUGACAAGUUCCCCACUAUUGUGGUAAGAUAUGUUCCCUACAUACAUUCCCAUCUGUACUUUUUAAAUGUUACUGUGAAGUUGUACAAUCGAUGAUUUAUACAACAAAGAUUAAUAAAGGUUACAGAUUUCAUGCACUCAUUUGACUGAAAUGAUGAUGUAAUAGCUAAUGACUGUCACCAGACUUCUUAGACCUAAAAGCAAAGACAGGAUUACAGUAUUCAUCAUAAUUCUGAUAAUCCUGCUUUUUAUUAAAAGACAGCUGCUAACCAUUAGCUACAACAUCAUCCAUUUUGGUCGUAAAGCUAGAGAACCUCUAAGGGUAGCAUUGCCAGUGAUUUUUUUCCAAAAAGGAGUGUUCCUAUUCAUUAGUCUUCUGUCCUGCAAUUAUGCAAAAAUCUCAAGCAUGUCACUUGGCCUUCAGAAUGUCAGUCAGUCCUGCAAUGACUGGCUUUUGCUCAACUUCAACUGAUGUGUAGUUCACCGUAGCAGAAUGGAUUUAAUAACAAGAGGAAAGUGAAAACAUCCAACUGUAAUAUGGACUGCUUUCACACACCUUGCCCUAGCGAGGCUUACAAAAAAAGAAAACAGCCUCAGCAGUUCAUAGGAGAUAUGCUCAGUUCAUGAGCUGGGAUAAAUCAGUGCAUUUUGGGAGUUGUCCUUCUUUAUUUGUGGGUCUAAGUGUUUGGUAUACAAAAGCUGCUUAAAUUAAACUACAUUUCCCGGAAUGCCAGGUGGUUCAAGCGUAUCCCAUGUUAAGGGUCAUUUGAUGCACUGUCCUCAAUAUGAAUUGUAAGGACUCCCAUUUAAUAUCCUCCGGACAGGGUAAUGUAUAUUUGAAUUCAGCCCCCACUGUGUUAUUCUAGUUCUCCAUUUGUGGUAUUGCCUGCAGUACCAAUUUCAUUUGUAAUCUCAUUUGAUUUUUUUUCAUGUUCUGGAAAAGCAAAUGUCAAAAUAAAUCAUUUGACUAUGGGA
Molecule: messenger RNA, 5599 nt
Organism: Carcharodon carcharias (great white shark)
Lineage: Eukaryota; Metazoa; Chordata; Chondrichthyes; Lamniformes; Lamnidae
Gene: usp22
Product: ubiquitin specific peptidase 22
Exons: 15
Coding region: 313-1791 (492 amino acids)
Biological process (GO): protein deubiquitination
Molecular function (GO): zinc ion binding; cysteine-type deubiquitinase activity
Source: RefSeq, a predicted model, not a curated record